AUGAAGGUCUUUGUCUGCUUGUUGGCUUCCCUUGCCCUGGUUAAUGCUGGUGGCUUCCGCGGCGGUGCUGGCGGUGGCGGCGGCGGUGGCUAUCUGCCCGGCGGUGGACGCGGCGGCAGUGGUCAUGGCGGUGGCUUUGGCGGUCGUCCUGCCAUCGGAGCUGGCCUGAUCUCCCACGUCUCGCAGUCGCAGGGCAACACCAAGGUCCAUAUUGGCGGCGGUGCAGCCGGUGGUGGCGGUGCCUAUGGAGGUGGCGGUGCUGGCUUUGGUGGCGGUGCUGCCUCCUAUGGCGGUGGUGCUGGCUCUUAUGGAGGCGGACGCGGUGCCGGUGGCUGGCAGGGAGCUGGACGUGGCGCUGGAGGAGCUGGAGGCUGGCAGGGAGCCGGUGGUGCUGGCGGAGCUGGUGGCUGGCAGGGAGGAGCUGGAGGUGCCGGAGGCUGGCAGGGAGGCGCUGGCGGAGCCGGUGGCAAUGCCUGGGGCAAUCCUGCCGAAUUUGAUUAUACUGUGAACCAUGCUUCUGGCGGUGCCGGUGGUGCCUAUGGCGGUGGUCGUGGUGGUGCUGGUGGUGCUGGUGGCGCCUAUGGUGGUGGCUCCCGCGGCGGUGCUGGCUGGUGGAACGAUUAA
Drosophila serrata is the source of this 624-nucleotide messenger RNA. RefSeq lists its product as uncharacterized. Lineage: Eukaryota; Metazoa; Arthropoda; Insecta; Diptera; Drosophilidae. The record is from RefSeq and is a predicted model, not a curated record.